This is a messenger RNA of Anopheles bellator, 2225 nucleotides long. Its product is annotated as BAG family molecular chaperone regulator 2. NCBI's taxonomy places the organism in Eukaryota, Metazoa, Arthropoda, Insecta, Diptera, Culicidae. Gene Ontology annotation, molecular function: adenyl-nucleotide exchange factor activity; protein-folding chaperone binding. The record is from RefSeq and is a predicted model, not a curated record. The coding region runs from base 588 to 1226 and encodes 212 amino acids. Gene Ontology annotation, biological process: protein stabilization. The transcript is spliced from 3 exons.
AUUUCUGCUCAGAUGGCAGAUACUGUUUGUUGAGUUGCAGCCAUAGCGUUGGAACGGGUCGUGUUCCGUAACUGUUGCCCGGGCUGCUGUGUUCUAAAAGUGAAGGAUUCGUUGGCUGCUAGUGUACGAAGUUGUGCCAUUGUGACGUCCACGGUGGCCAGUGAGCUUGUCGCUAUGUCGCGUUAAGAUUGUGUGUUUUCCUUUUAAGGGGAUCAAAUUAAAGGAAAUUCAUCUCUUAGCCAUAUUUGCGCCCGUUGGCCACCAAUGGCCAUAGGAGUAAACUUCGGCACACCUUAGGUCAGUGAGUGAAACGACGGUGAAGAAGUCACACUUUUUGUAAGACGCGACGCCGUCCCAACGCAAAGCAAAUGUUCUAGAAGGAUUCGUCUCUGGCGCUUAGCGAACUGCUUCUUCGCGUAAUCGAGGAAAGUGCGAGCGAGAAAGACAGAUGGCGUUAUGUGCGGUUCAAUGUUGCGUUUAAAUUGGUGAACAGAGAAAAGUUGGGUUUAGCAUCCGGUUGAACCUUUAAGUGAAGUAGGAACCGAACAGUGUCGGGAGUGUCCUUGGGGCUGGCUCAGUGUGCAACAAUGACCACCGGAAGGUCAUCGUUUGCUAGGAAUGGUGGGGGAUUUUGUAGAGCAGGUUGCGCCAAACGGUCUCGUUUCGAUCAGCAGUUUGACGACGAAUUUGGGUCCUCGGCAGUCGCCAGCACUUCAAGAUUCGUCGACAUCCUUGAUCAGCUCGACUCGAAGGUAGAAGCGUUGCGUAAGGAAGCAUUUGUGCUGCGGGACAAGAAGGACUUUCUCGCCAUGUCGGUGGAUUUGCUGAAAAAUAACGAGUACCUCACUGGACUGAACGAGAACGAGCGGGACGAAAUCAAUUGCUACGUGCAGAGGAUAAGCAACCGACUCGGGACGGUCGAACUAAACGUCUGCACCGUGCGCGAUCCGGCCCAGGAGGACUCGCUGCAUCUCGUCAACAGUCUGAUCGAUAUGAUCAUCUCCAAUACCGACCCGGUGGUAUCCCGCCAGAAGUGCCAACAGUUCCUGAACGCUUGUAGCACCACCGACACAAGCGUCUACUCUGAGAUCGAUCCGGCCACUAUUUACACAGACAAAAAGUUCGAAUGUGCUUUACUCGGUUGUACGCUCGAUGAUCAGAAAACGAUCAAGAAGCGGCUACAAGCGCUGCUUGUCUACCUGACGCAGCAAACGAUCGUGCACUAAGUGAUAACGUUGGCGGCUAUGCGGCCACGGGUCGGUUAAAAAUUAGAAUGCCCCAAAAAUAGUUACAAAAUAUUCCAAUUUUCCCCUUAACAUAAGAAUCGUAUCGAUUUCCCGCUUCUGGCCCUUUACCAUUGUUAACAGCAUUCAGCAUCCCACACUGCCGUUAAGGUGGACUUGGACAUCGCCAGAAAUCCUCUCCCAGAUUCGUCCACAAGCGGUUCACAAACAGGAGAAGAGAAGCAGACUUGUGGGAACUUCGUGAAGCACUCCAGUGGCACAAUGCGGAGUGCGUAACAUUCUGGAAGGUAGAAUUCCUACACAUUUUUAUCUUUGCCGAAGAGGAUGCAGCUUCAACGUUCCACUCGGAUUUAGUUCGGCUUCGGCACCACUUUACUGGUCCGUUUUUGUCACUCAUCGAUAUUUUGAACUGUACAAGUUUUAUUGUCCUUCUCCAGUAUAGGGGUUAUAUUCUCAUUCACAGAAGUGUUUUGUUGCGUUUGGCAGAUGGUGUCGUUAUCACAAACAAUAUAGUACUUCGAAAUAAUAGAAAUAGGCAGUCUAUUUAUGAUGUAGCGAACGGAAUGAAGACCAAAGCUGGAAAAAGCAGCCUUUUUUGAUAGAGUUGUUCGAAUUGGGACAGUGCGCUUAAGUGAAAUGCUGAAAUUGGCUCCAAUUAUGGGGUCCUGUGCCAGCAGAUACAGUUUUGCGGUUCGUGUUUGGUUUUACAAUUAUUUUAAGUAUACUUAUUCCCUAUCAAUGUGCUCCAUUACUUAACACCACACAUUUUUCCUUACCAAAGUACCAUUUUUGUGGCAUAAAGGGCGCGGAGUGCGAACUGCGAGUUAGAAGGUGCGCUGUAGCAAGUGCUUUAUGGAAUCCUAGUAUAGAGGUUGUGGAGUCUUGAGAUGGGGGCAGAUCAGAAAGCUUAGCCACAUCAAUGCGGACAUUAGAAAGCGGUUUUUCGUGAAUUAUGUCAUAAUGAAAUUACACACAAUAUAU